Molecule: messenger RNA, 3380 nt
Organism: Dendronephthya gigantea
Lineage: Eukaryota; Metazoa; Cnidaria; Anthozoa; Malacalcyonacea; Nephtheidae
Product: protein kinase C iota type-like
Exons: 17
Coding region: 1067-3073 (668 amino acids)
Biological process (GO): establishment or maintenance of cell polarity; protein phosphorylation
Molecular function (GO): protein binding; protein serine/threonine kinase activity; ATP binding
Source: RefSeq, a predicted model, not a curated record
AGGUUCAAUGCCACUCUAAGUUUGUUUAGGAUUUUCAGCCAAUAGAUAGCUAGCCAGCUUGUCACUAAAAUAGGCUUAUUAAAAUCAUAGGAUUAUUUCCUGUAUUGUAAAGGAAAAUUUUUUUAAACACCUGCGAUUGCUAUUCUGACCCAGUGAAUUUAUUAUCCAAAGUGAUCAUAAAGUCUAUCUUGAAGUUCCAGAACAUUUUUUAGCUAAUAUAGAACACAAAUACGUUGCAUUAUUCAUAAUAUUCAUCACCUGUUCAAAAAGCAAUAUUUCUAACCAUACAUAAUUAAUAUAUGUUAUUAUUUUCUCUUAUUCUGUGGUUGAAACUUAUCCAUUGCUAUGUGGGCAGUGCUGUAUGUGUUUGCAAUAAUAUUGUGUCAAGAAAUAGUAUUUUUGAGAUUACUUUUGAAAACAAAGUGUUAUGUCAUUAGAUACGCUUCGUUAGGCGCUCUUCAAUUGCAAGAACUCGCUAGACCUAGUUAGCUAUCGCUGGAUGAUCGCCGUAAUUUUAUUUUUCCGAUCGUGAAAUUGAAAAUACGACUUUGACAGCUGGUUUGAAUUAAAAUAGAAUGGAUUAGAGAAAAAGUGAAAAUUGAUAGACCCUAUGCCAUGCCAAAGUUGUUAUUGUGGUUAUUGCUGUUUCCAGCAACGCCAGCUAUUGUCGUAAAUAAAGUAUAAAGAUUGAUCAUCCGUGAUGUACUCUCUCGUGUAUUUGGACCUCCAAACUUCAGGAAACACUUUGUAAACUGCCAUCUGCAUAUCCGAUUUUUGUUUAAUAUUUGAACUGUGUGAGAUCGAUUAGUUUACCUAAGUUCUUAGCUAGAAAAAGCAGUGUUUUGGAGUGAAAUCGCUAUGGGUUUCAUGCUUUUGGAAUGAUCGUCUGGAGGUUUUUAAACGCACUAUGGUUCACGUGAAAAUUUGAUUAAAAGAUCUAGGAAAGGGAAUCGCAAGGCUGUGGCACUGGAUCUGCUUUGCUAUACGAAGCAAUCUUUGGUAUAUCAUUGUGCAAGGCUUCAUGUUUGCAUGCAGACGAUAAUAUAUAAUAUUCUGAAGGAACGUAAUGGUAGGAAAGAAUAAAUUGAUGUUUAAUGAAAGCAACGAAAGCAUCAGGAGUGAAUUCACCGUUAAUCUGAGAAGAUAUUCAACUGGGUUGACUGACGUUGAAUAUUCACCGACAUUUCCUAACACGUGGAAAAGUUUUCAACAGUUGACGAGAUUUGAUUCGAGUCGACAAAAGCGAUACACGGUUGCCGUUGGUUCUUUUCCAACACCGAGUUUUGAACAAGGAUUAUCCUCGUCCAGUGAAAGCGACGAAGCUGUCUUUAAUGAUGAACCAGCUCCGCCUUUGGCGAAAGACGGAAGCAACAGCACAUCAAAAAGAAAUCGUUUUUCUUCGGGUUAUAUCUUAGGAUUCUUUCUGAGGAAGCAAAACUUAGCAGAGUGUCGGCAAGAGAACGUGUCCAGGAAAUAUUCUCAACAAAAUGCCAAGCAAUAUAACGAAACAGCGAAACGAACUCCAGUAGUAAACACCUGUGAGAGAAAGAAACAGCAGCGCUUGCAUAAAAUACAUUCUGUUCCCAAUAUACGAGCAAAACCUAGUCCACAAACCAAGGGAAAUAUUUAUCGUCGAGGGGCAAGAAGAUGGAGAAAAAUUUACAAAACUAACGGACAUUCAUUCGUCGCCAGACGAUUUAGUCGGCUUGCACAGUGCGAAUGCUGUACUGAUAUCAUCUGGGGUCUUGGUCGACAGGGUUACAAAUGUUUAGACUGUCGUGUUAUAGUUCAUAAGAAAUGUCAUCGACUUUUGCGCAACAAUUGUGAACAAAUCCGGAGCCAGAAUGCUGCGUACUCAUCGUUGCCUUCAAACUCUGCGGUCGGGAAGACAGGAAAGGACAGCGACCCUGGUGUUAAGAGAACUAAAAGUGACAGCCCACAACGACAUCGCAAAGCUCUCCUGCAAAACGCGUACAAUAAUUCCUUUGCCUCAUCACAAAGUGCCUUGGAAACGAGUAAAUCCCAUGUAAAUGUGAACGAUUUUGAUUUUCUUCGUGUCAUUGGAAGGGGAAGCUAUGCUAAAGUCAUAUAUGUUAGUCACAAGAAAACUGGCAGAAAGUACGCGAUGAAGAUUGUGAAAAAAGAACUUGUUAAUGACGAUGAGGAUAUCGACUGGGUUCAAACAGAGAAACAUGUAUUUGAACAAGCCUCAAAUCAUCCGUUUUUGGUCGGUCUGCAUUCGUGUUUUCAGACGGCCAGCAGGUUGUUCUUUGUGAUCGAGUUCGUGGCUGGAGGAGAUCUUAUGUUUCAUAUGCAGAACCAGAGAAGACUGCCCGAGGAUCACGCAAGGUUUUACUCGGCGGAGAUUGCGUGUGCUUUGAAUUAUCUUCACGAGAAUGGAAUUAUUUAUCGAGACUUGAAAUUGGACAACGUUUUGCUGGACAAAGAUGGUCACGUUAAGCUAACAGAUUAUGGCAUGUGCAAGGAAGGCUUAAGGCCUGGGGAUACAACAAGCACAUUCUGUGGAACACCAAACUACAUAGCACCAGAAGUCCUCAGGGGAGAGGAUUAUGGUCUGAGCGUAGAUUGGUGGGCGACUGGUGUACUUUUGUUUGAAAUGCUGGCUGGUCGAUCACCGUUUGAUAUCGUUGGCCAUGCGGAUAAUCCAGAUCAAAACACAGAAGAUUAUCUCUUCCAGGUGAUUCUUGAAAAGUCCAUCCGAAUUCCAAGAUCGCUUUCCGUGAAAGCUGCAUCGAUCCUUAAAGGAUUUUUAAACAAGAAUCCAGAAGAUAGACUUGGUUGUCAUCCACAAACAGGAUUUGCAGAUAUUCAGUCGCAUUUAUUUUUCCGGGCUAUAAACUGGAAACAGCUGGAGGCUCGUCAGGUAACGCCUCCGUUCAAACCAAGGGUAGAAGAGGGACAAGAGGUUGACAAUUUCGAUCCACAAUUCACGGCUGAACCAGUCAUACUUACACCCGAUGAUCCGAAAUUAUUAGAAACAAUCGACCAAUCAGAAUUUGAAGGAUUUGAAUACGUAAAUCCACUUUUAACAUCGGCCGAAGAAGUUGUUUAAAUAUGCAAUGAAUGGAAAGACAAGUAAUCGCAAACAAAUAAUUUACAUUCAUAUUACUAUAAAUAUCACAAGUUGUGAAUGUUCAGUAUAUUCUGACGUGCUGCUGUUCACUGCAAAUUAUUUAUCUACGCGCAUGCUCGGUUGUGAUUCCUGCCAUUUCCAAGAUGGCUUUGUCAGGAUUCUCAUCCCAGGCCCCGGGAAGUUUCACCUGGAAAAAUGUGAGAAGCGUUAUGUAUCAAAGUUCUUAGACGGAAACUGAUAAAUGACACAAACUUCGAGAAAGCAAAUAUUAAAUCAUAGCGAAUCA